This is a messenger RNA of Cynocephalus volans (Philippine flying lemur), 2668 nucleotides long. RefSeq names its product G protein-coupled receptor kinase 3 (gene GRK3). NCBI's taxonomy places the organism in Eukaryota, Metazoa, Chordata, Mammalia, Dermoptera, Cynocephalidae. The transcript has 21 exons. Bases 57 to 2123 code for a protein of 688 amino acids. Gene Ontology annotation, biological process: G protein-coupled receptor signaling pathway; desensitization of G protein-coupled receptor signaling pathway; protein phosphorylation. Gene Ontology annotation, molecular function: G protein-coupled receptor binding; G protein-coupled receptor kinase activity; ATP binding. The record is from RefSeq and is a predicted model, not a curated record.
GCGGCGGGAGCGCGUCCCGUCCCGGUCCCGAGGAGCCGCCGCCGCCGCUCGCCAACAUGGCGGACCUGGAGGCCGUGCUGGCCGAUGUCAGCUACCUGAUGGCGAUGGAGAAGAGCAAGGCGACUCCGGCCGCCCGCGCCAGCAAGAGGAUCGUCCUGCCCGAGCCCAGUAUCCGGAGUGUGAUGCAAAAGUAUCUGCAACAGAGAAAUGAAAUAACCUUUGACAAGAUUUUCAAUCAGAAAAUUGGUUUCUUGCUAUUUAAAGAUUUUUGUUUGAAUGAAAUUAAUGAAGCUGUACCUCAGGUGAAGUUUUAUGAAGAGAUAAAAGAAUAUGAAAAGCUUGAUAAUGAGGAAGACCGCCUUUGUAGAAGUCGACAAAUUUAUGAUGCCUAUAUCAUGAAGGAGCUCCUUUCUUGUUCACAUCCAUUCUCAAAGCAAGCUGUUGAACACGUACAAAGUCAUCUCUCCAAGAAACAAGUAACAUCGACUCUUUUUCAGCCAUACAUAGAAGAAAUUUGUGAAAGUCUUCGAGGUGACAUUUUCCAAAAAUUUAUGGAAAGUGACAAGUUCACUAGAUUUUGUCAGUGGAAAAACGUAGAAUUAAAUAUCCAUUUGACCAUGAAUGAUUUCAGUGUACAUAGGAUUAUUGGCCGAGGAGGAUUUGGUGAAGUAUAUGGUUGCAGGAAAGCAGACACUGGAAAAAUGUAUGCAAUGAAAUGCUUAGAUAAGAAGAGGAUCAAGAUGAAACAAGGAGAAACGUUAGCCUUAAAUGAAAGGGUUAUGCUGUCUCUUGUCAGUACAGGAGACUGUCCUUUCAUUGUUUGUAUGACCUAUGCCUUCCAUACUCCAGAUAAACUCUGCUUCAUCCUGGAUCUGAUGAACGGGGGCGAUUUGCACUAUCACCUUUCACAGCAUGGGGUGUUUUCGGAGACAGAGAUGCGAUUUUAUGCCACUGAAAUCAUCCUGGGGCUGGAACACAUGCAUAAUCGGUUCGUUGUAUACAGAGACUUGAAGCCUGCAAAUAUCCUCUUGGAUGAACAUGGACAUGUAAGGAUAUCAGAUCUCGGUCUUGCCUGUGAUUUUUCCAAAAAGAAGCCACAUGCAAGUGUUGGUACCCAUGGGUACAUGGCUCCCGAGGUGCUGCAGAAGGGGACCGCGUAUGACAGCAGUGCCGACUGGUUCUCCCUGGGCUGCAUGCUCUUCAAACUUCUGAGAGGUCACAGCCCUUUCAGACAACAUAAAACCAAAGAUAAGCAUGAGAUAGACCGAAUGACCCUUACCGUGAAUGUGGAACUUCCAGAUACCUUCUCCCCUGAACUAAAGUCCCUUUUGGAGGGCUUGCUCAAGAGAGAUGUUAGUAAGCGGCUGGGCUGUCAAGGAGGCGGGGCACAGGAAGUAAAAGAGCAUGGCUUUUUCAAAGGCAUCGACUGGCAGCAUGUCUACUUACAAAAGUACCCACCACCCCUGAUUCCUCCCCGGGGCGAAGUCAAUGCUGCAGAUGCCUUUGAUAUCGGCUCAUUUGAUGAAGAGGAUACCAAAGGCAUUAAGCUGCUUGAUUGCGACCAAGAACUCUACAAGAACUUCCCUUUGGUCAUCUCUGAACGCUGGCAGCAGGAAGUAGCAGAAACAGUUUAUGAAGCAGUAAAUGCAGAGACGGAUAAAAUCGAGGCCAGGAAGAGAGCUAAAAAUAAGCAACUUGGCCACGAAGAAGAUUACGCCCUGGGAAAAGACUGUAUUAUGCAUGGGUACAUGCUGAAACUGGGAAACCCAUUUCUGACUCAGUGGCAGCGUCGCUAUUUUUACCUCUUUCCAAAUAGACUUGAAUGGAGAGGAGAGGGGGAGUCACGGCAAAAUUUACUGACAAUGGAACAGAUUCUGUCUGUGGAAGAAACUCAGAUUAAAGACAAAAAAUGCAUUUUGUUCAGAAUAAAAGGAGGGAAGCAAUUUGUCUUGCAAUGUGAGAGCGAUCCAGAGUUUGUGCAGUGGAAGAAAGAGUUGACUGAAACCUUCACCGAGGCUCAGCAGCUACUGCGUCGUGCUCCCAAGUUCCUCAACAAACCUCGCUUGGGCAUUGUUGAGCUCUCAAAGCCACCACUCUGUCACAGAAACAGCAAUGGCCUCUAACGCCCAGGAGCGGGGAGCAUCAUUGAGGAGUCAACGCUGGGGUCUUCAGCCCUUUGAACUCAGCCUUUUGGAGAAGUGUGAGGAUUAGACGUUGGGUUUUCUGACCGCUGGGGCUCCCCCUGGCUGGGAAAACCCAGGGCGCCGAGACACUCCUAAUAGGAGUCAACACCACCCCUGGCUCAGGGUCGGCCUCACUCCCCUGCCCGAUCACGUCUGUUCACACUUGAAACUACUGAAGAAAUGAAAGUUCUUUUUCUUUGCUACACACUUAUUUUGGUAUGAAUGAACCUAGAACUUGGAAUGAUUCCUACUUACCACUGCAAUUUUUAUGUCUGAUAUCAAACAUAUCUUAGACUUUCCAGGGUGGAGUUUAAAAAUCUUCAAUGUUGGGUAAGAGAUUGCCCUAAGUGUUGCCAUAUUUUAUCUAUAAACAGCCACUGCUGAUUUUGUAUGUCUGCUCCAUACUACUGGGGGGUGGGAGAGCAAGUGUGUUUCUUUUGUGCACUUCACAGCUGACUUCCUGUUGCCUUGGGCUGGAGAUAUUU